Molecule: messenger RNA, 1623 nt
Organism: Emericellopsis cladophorae
Lineage: Eukaryota; Fungi; Ascomycota; Sordariomycetes; Hypocreales; Bionectriaceae
Exons: 4
Coding region: 1-1623 (540 amino acids)
Biological process (GO): response to heat; protein refolding
Cellular component (GO): cytoplasm
Molecular function (GO): heat shock protein binding; ATP binding
Source: RefSeq, a predicted model, not a curated record
AUGUCGCGCAAAGAAUUUCUGACGACACCGGGGCGCCAGAACGUCCUGGACUUUUCCACGCGCGAAGUCUUUCUACGCACUUCGACCACGUGCGGACGACCAUUUCAGAGCGCGACGGUGCGCGUCAGGGGUGACGAGACGACGCCCCUGUCACGAGCAGCCAAAGUGCCAUCAUCCAAGAGAGCCUUCCACACGUCCAACACGCUCUCUUCGAAAGACCCGUACGGCGCGCUUGGUGUGAACAAAUCUGCGUCCGCCUCGGAGAUCAAAAAGGCCUACUACGGCCUGGCGAAGAAGUACCACCCUGACACAAACAAAGAUCCGUCUGCCAAAGAAAAGUUUUCCGACAUCCAGUCUGCGUACGAGAUUCUGUCCGACCCCAAGAAAAAGGAGCAAUUCGAUACCUUUGGCGCUGCCGGCUUCGAUCCCAACGGGGCAGGCGGCGGCGGCGACCCCUUCGCGGGGGGAGGCAAUCCCUUCCACGGGUUCGGCGGUGGCCAGGGUGGCUUCGGUGGGGGCUUCAACUUCGACGACAUCUUCAGCGCAUUCACUGGACAGCAGGGACCAUUCGGCGGUCGGGGUGGCCGUGGCGGCCGAGGUGGGAACCCGUUCCAACAGGAGAUCCUGGUGGGCGACAAUGUGGAAGUGCAGGCGAGCAUUACGUUUAUGGAAGCGGCCAAGGGAACGAGCAAGACGAUCCAUCUCACACCCCAAGUACCCUGCGGGACAUGCGACGGAAGUGGCAUGAGGAGCGGUACGCAAAAGUCAGCGUGCAAGAGCUGUAACGGCACGGGUACACGUGUGCAUUUCAUGCAGGGUGGCUUCCAAAUGGCUUCGACAUGCGGCACUUGCGAGGGUACUGGCACGACGAUUCCCAAGGGCAGCGAGUGUCGCACCUGCUCGGGAGACGGUGUUGUGAGGGAGCGGAAGACGAUCACCGUGGAUAUCCCGGCUGGCAUUGAGGAUGGCAUGCGCCUGCGAGUGGACGGCGCAGGCGACGCGCCACCCACAGGGCGAUCGGCUGACCCCAACGCGAGGUCGCAACGUGGUGAUCUCUACGUCUUUGUCAAGGUCGCCAAGGACCCCAAGUUCCGCCGCGAGGGAUCCAAUAUCCUCUACACGGCCACGAUCCCCCUCACAACAGCCGUGCUCGGUGGACAGGUCUCGGUGCCGACGCUGGAUGGCUCCGUCAACGUCAGGGUUGCGACCGGCACCAACACAGGCGACAAGAUGACAAUGACUGGCAUGGGCAUGAAGAAGCUUGGCGCACGCAGGGGUGGAUCCGGUGAUCUGCGGGUGGAAUUCAAGGUCAACAUGCCAAAGUACCUGAGCGCGAACCAGAGGACGCUUUUGGAGAUGCUGGCGGAGGAGAUGGACGACAAGAGCGCCAAGAGGGUCAUGAAUGUCUCCAAGAGCGCCUCUACCGAUACGUCUGAUCCCGAGUCCCACAAGAAUGAAGGCUUCCUCAAGUCCAUCUGGCACACUCUCACCAACCAUCCCGCGCACCAGAAGUCUAGCGAAGACAGCUCCCCCUCGAGUAACAAGGAGGGCGCCGCGAAGGACGACGCCAAAAAGGACUUAAAGAACGACUCCGAAAAGAAGUCCGACUCCAGCUCCAAAUGA